CACGGUCGGAAUCAAGACACGCAUUCGUUAUACACAGUCGCUAUUCGCAACUAUUAUCCGCAUUCGCUACCAAUUCUCUCGUCGUUCCAAUAUUGAGAAUAUCGAAUAUCUGACACCACUACUUUAGAAGCCCACAAAUCAGCAGUCGCCGAAACGCUUAAGCUGCUACUUCGUUACCUAUAACUCAAUAUGGAUAUCCAACAGAGGCACGAUAUCAUCUUUAAUAUUCGACCCGAUGGCGUCGUAGAGAUGCCAAACUGGGGGGCAGAGCUGAUGUUUGCUUACCUGCUUUACUCUCCACACUCCUGGCCGGAGAUUGCUAGAAGGUUGAAGACACUCCGGCCGUUUGGAGAGCACCUCGAUCAAUAUAACCUCAUAUACGCUUUCUGUGUGGCGCUAAACACUCGAAACCCGAUUCUAUUUGGCCUGCUCGACCACGAUGCUACUUUAAAUCGCUAUCAAGCGCCUAUCCUGAUCGAGUCAUUAUACGAUGAACAAUCUAACCCGUGGUUGUUCUGGGACCGCCCUGCCGGAAUGGAUAUUAGACGUAUUGUCUCUCAGCUAAUGAAUGUACGGAGACGGGCUACUGAGCUCAGUACAAGCAGUGGGCGCCGUUGGCGCCGUGAUCUCCGAGUGCGUUGGCGGCAAUUUUGUGGACUGGUCGACACUUACGGCUCAUGUGCAUGUUCAGACCUUGAUUGGUUAGGCUUGGCAAGGCAGUCUGUCAUAAACCUGGUAGGUAUCUCAAUUUCCUGCGCUCUUUAAGAUGUUAAUCGGACCUCUAGCCACGAUCUCUUGCUCAGGGAUAUACCCAGCGUCCGGUCUGUACACAUGAGACUCCUUGCUUUGUUCUUACAAUUGAUAAUCUACAGGUCCAAUUGCGAGGAGGACGUCGAGGUCCAGAUGUAAGUAGCCUCCAUUACGUAUGAAGCUUCAAAAAUUGACAUUUGCUUAGACACGCCAUAAUAGUCCGCAUCCUUCUGUACGGGUUCGUAACUAUCGGAAUCGACUAGUCCUCAAG
Messenger RNA from Amorphotheca resinae ATCC 22711, 1021 nucleotides. RefSeq lists its product as hypothetical. The transcript is spliced from 2 exons. Lineage: Eukaryota; Fungi; Ascomycota; Leotiomycetes; Helotiales; Amorphothecaceae. The coding region runs from base 190 to 765 and encodes 191 amino acids. The record is from RefSeq and is a predicted model, not a curated record.